Lonchura striata (white-rumped munia) is the source of this 2820-nucleotide messenger RNA. The record is from RefSeq and is a predicted model, not a curated record. Lineage: Eukaryota; Metazoa; Chordata; Aves; Passeriformes; Estrildidae.
GCCGGGGCCGGGCAGCCUCGCCCGGGGCCAGCCAGGGAGCGAGGUCUGUAAUGGGUCUUCCUUUUAACAUAUUAAUGAAGCAGUAGUGACAAAAAUAAGGAAGGUUUCAUCCUUCAAACCAAGGACUUGUCAUGUCUUAUCAUUACAAUGAAGCCUUUGAAAAUCCAGACUAUCACUUCUCAGAGACAUUGGAAAUUGAUAGAAGGGGGAGUUCUCAAAGGAAUCGAUUCUCUCACCAAACCCCUUAUGAUUCAUCUCUGCAUGGUUCCUCUGGAGAACACAGAGGCAGGGAGCAGAACUACCCUGUUGCCAUCCCAAUGGCUUCCCUGGGACCUGGCUCUGACUACAGCCAGGAUUUACCCAGAACAGGUCCAUAUGGAAAUUUCACAGAUGAGCCUGAGCCAGAAGAGACUUACACCCCUUAUUCUACCUUCCAUAUGCUGGAUUAUCCCUACAUUCAUGGAAUUUCCAGUGGAUCAGAAGACAGCUUCAUUCGGAGACGCAACCGAAGACCGCCUGAUGAGAUCUUCAGCACUUCUUCCAGCAUGUUUGAAACAGAUCCUGUGUGCAAUGAAGAGGAAGAUUUAGUUGGAAGUCUUGCAAGUAUGUCCACCAAUGAAAGGAUUAAAGCAAUCCAGAAGAUGCCAGAGACCAUGAGAAAAAAAAGAGAGAUCAGAAACAAAGUUCUUAAAGAAAUAACAAAAAAAUCAAAGCAUCGUGGUGCUCAAAGUACACAGUGUCUGCAGGGAGCAGCAGUGUCAUUUCGGCGGUUUGGAAAUACCCUUUCAGAAUGUUUCCACCAACUGCGGCUAUGGCACAAGACUCUGAAGAUCAUUGGUGCUGAGUUUGGAACAAGUGUGCUUUCUUAUUUUGUUUUCUUGAAGUGGCUGCUAAAUUUGAACAUCUUCUCAUUCCUCAUAAACUUUGGUUUCAUCACAAUUCCUCAGUUUCUUGCAGCAGAACCAAAUAACCUUUCAUUCACGGGCCUGGAGGUGUUCACUGGAGCUGGUUAUUUUCAACAAACAGUGCUCUACUAUGGCUUUUACACCAAUGCUACAAUCAGUAAAGUGGAGAAUGGUCCAUCUUACAACAUGCAGCUGGCCUAUAUUUUCACUGUUGGAAUAUAUUUUGUCAUCUGUUUUCUUAUCUUGUUGUUCAGCAUGGCAAAAUUCUUCUCCAGAAACAUUAACUCUCAGACAUUCUCUGUGAAUGCCAGCAAGCUGCUCUGCACUUGGGACUUCAAUAUAACUAAUGAAAAAGCUGUGAAACUGCAACAAAAGAAUCUCCACACACAAAUAAAGGAAAGUCUCACUGAAGUCAACAAAGAAGUUCAAAAUUUUUCUGUGAUGGAGAGGGUUGCUCGUAUUGCUACUCAUCUUCUUGCUUGGCUUGCUUCCCUGGGCACAGCAGUAGCUGCUUGUGCUGCUGUUUACUUCCUCUCCAUUAAUAACCUUAAGCUGUUUAUGAAAGGGUAUAGAAAUGAUCUAGAGAGCCAAGCUGUCAUGUUGGUGCUACCUGUGAUUGUAUCUCUCCUCAACACAUUGAUCCCAUUCUUCUUCUCCUGGCUUGGGCACCUGGAGAAGUUUCAGACUCCUGGACAGCACAUAUAUGUCACUAUUACCAGAAAUACCAUCCUGAAAAUGUCAAUUGUUGGAAUACUGUGCUACUACUGGCUUAACAUCGUGGCUACCUCAGAGUCACAGUGCUGGGAAACUUUGGUUGGCCAAGAUAUUUAUCGUCUUGUUCUAGUUGACUUCAUAUUUUGUUUGCUUGGCUCUUUCUUUGGGGAGUUUUUACGAAGAAUUAUUGGAACUACAGUCUGCAUGAACCUAGGGCUGCCAGAAUUUGAUAUUGGACGAAAUGUUUUAGAUUUGAUCUAUGCACAGACUUUGACCUGGAUUGGUAUCCUGUUCUCACCUCUGUUGCCUGGUAUCCAGAUGAUAGCAUUUUUUAUAGUAUUUUUUGUGAAAAAGGUCAGUCUGAUGAGGAAUUGCCAGCCCCCUCGCAAAGUCUGGAGAACUGCUCAGAUGAUGACAUCCUUCAUUUUCCUGCUGUUUUGUCCUUCCUUCCUUGGAGUCCUGUCUGUCAUUGGAGUCACUGUCUGGAGGUUAAAGCCUUCAGAAGAAUGUGGUCCUUUCAGAGGUUUGUCGUCUAUGUAUGCUGCAGUCGAUGAGUGGAUACAAAUACUGCAAAGUUACACUGCCUCAAAAUGGGUAGUGUGGAUCUACCAUAAUUUAAUUUCAAGUGAACUUUUCUUCUUCAUCCUGUCUAGCGUUUUACUAGUUGUUAUUUAUCUUUACUGGCAAAUAAUACAAGGAAGAAAGACCAUGACUGAGCUCUUACGUAAGCAAAUUAAUAAUGCAGGAAAAGAUAAGAUAUUUCUGCUUAAGAAGCUACUAACACUGCAAAGGGCAAAGCGAAGCUCGUCUGCACUGGGAGGAAGAGGCCAGCAGAGAAGUGCCUCUUCAUCCAGGCAACCUGCCCAGGAGGUGCCAGACUACCCAGAAAGGGCAUUUGAGAGAAACCAAAACUCAUCCUACAAUGAGCAUCCCUUUUCUGUUGAGAUCUCAAGCAGCAGUGACUUUCCAUCAGCAGUGGUUUUUGGUGACAGCCUUCCCCCAGGACUGGCAUCACUUCGAUGCAGAAGGCUCCCUCCACAGCUGACCACGUGCUGUUGACUAAAUAGAAGGAAAAUUGUGCCUAACUGUAAAUAAAAGUUUCAUUUAAAAAAAUAUUUUUCUAAUAGUUAUAUUGUUUUAUCUGUUUUAUCAGCUUUUAUCUGAUCUACUGGUCAAAUAAACGGAAGUAUAUUGAAGUGCA